AGUAGUUGGGGGAGGGUGAAGGGAAAGGACGGUGGUGAUGCUCAAAUUGUUAAGAGCAGGGAGCGGCUUGGGUCGUUAGGGCAGACAAGAUUGGAGGCGGUGGUCCCGAGUGGAAAGGGGAUCGGGGGGUCAGAUGUUCCUGGAGAGGGAGAUGUAGGGAACCAACAUAAGGGACAGGGAUGGAUGUGGGAUGGGUGGCUCUGAGACUGGCCGACUGUAGCCUGGUGGUGUGGAUGCCGCAGGAUAUCACCAAGGAGUUGAAAAUUAAUCAAUGUGGUGAUGGGGCGAGGGACGAGAAAGGAUGUGGUACGGUACUUGUAAUGUUUUAUACCCCUUAGAUUAGCUGGAAGGGUCGAAGGCAUUUAAGUUGAUACAUGCAGAUAGAGACGGCGAGCGGUACCGUGUAGCCAGAAAAGACCAAGGCUCCGUGU
This is a messenger RNA of Neurospora tetrasperma FGSC 2508, 431 nucleotides long. RefSeq lists its product as uncharacterized. The coding region runs from base 180 to 338 and encodes 52 amino acids. Lineage: Eukaryota; Fungi; Ascomycota; Sordariomycetes; Sordariales; Sordariaceae. The record is from RefSeq and is a predicted model, not a curated record. The transcript has a single exon.